AUGAAGAUGGUAAAUAAGUUAGUGAUAAUAGCGAUUAUAUUAUUUGAAAUUUCAAGAAUAUUUUCGAUAGAAAAUAACUCUUCAAAAUUUGUGGCGGAGUUGAACAAGCUAUUGGUAAAUAAUAAAAUCUCAGACAACUACUGUGAUGAUGAAAGAAUAGGUUGCAGUAGGGGUCAGAUCAACAGGAUUAGAUUAUAUGCUACUGAGAUAUCUGCAUUUCCUGUAGGGAUUACAAUGAUUAAAGAUACAUUAAACAAGUUAACAAUGAUACAAGCAAACCUGAAAGGUAAUAUUCCGAAUGAACUCUAUGAACUGACUGAAUUGCAAUAUCUGAAUCUGAAAGGAAACAAAUUUGAUGGUAGCCUAAAUAAUAAUAUUAAAAAUUUGAAGAAAUUAUAUUAUCUUGAUUUAAGUGAAUCAAAUUUGUCUGGACCGAUACCUAAUGGUCUAUAUUCAUUGACUGUAUUGAAGUAUCUGUAUCUACAAGGGAACAUGUUUAAUGGUAGUAUAAGUAAUAAUAUUGGAAAUCUGAAUAAGUUAUUAUAUCUUGAUCUAAGUAACUCAAAUAUAUCUGGACCAAUACCUGAUAGUCUAUAUUCAUUAACUAAACUACAAUAUCUGAAUCUACAAUAUAACAAGUUUAAUAAUAGUUUAAAUGAUAAUAUCAGAAAUCUGAAUAAAUUAUAUCAUCUUGAUCUAAGUAACUCAAAUAUAUCUGGUGAGAUACCUGAUGGUCUAUAUUCAUUAACUAAACUACAAUAUCUGAAUCUACAAAAUAACAAGUUUAAUAAUAGUUUAAAUGAUAAUAUCAGAAAUCUGAAUAUGUUAUCAUAUCUUGAUCUAAGUAACUCAAAUAUAUCUGGACCAAUACCUGAUGGUCUAUAUUCAUUAACAGAACUACAAUAUCUGAAUCUACAAAAUAACAAAUUUAAUAAUAGUUUAAAUGACAAUAUCAGAAAUCUGAAUAUGUUAUUACACCUUAACUUAAGCAACUCAAAUAUAUCUGGACCAAUACCUGAUGGUCUAUAUUCAUUAACUAAACUACAAUAUCUGAAUCUACAAUAUAACAAGUUUAAUAAUAGUUUAAAUGAUAAUAUCAGAAAUCUGAAUAUGUUAUUACACCUUAACUUAAGCAACUCAAAUAUAUCUGGACCAAUACCUGAUGGUCUAUAUUCAUUAACUAAACUACAAUAUCUGAAUCUACAAUAUAACAAAUUUAGUAGUAGUUUAAAUGAUAAUAUCAGAAAUCUGAAUAUGUUAUCAUAUCUUGAUCUAAGUAACUCAAAUAUAUCUGGUGAGAUACCUGAUGGUCUAUAUUCAUUAACUGAGUUAGAACAUAUGGAAUUAGGAGGUAACAAAUUUAAUAAUAGUUUAAAUGAUAAUAUCAGAAAUCUGAAUAAGUUAUCAUAUCUUAAUUUAAAUGAAUUAAAACUGUUUGGUAAGAUACCUGAUGGUCUCUACUCGCUGACUGAAUUGCAACAUCUGUAUUUGGGAGGUAACAAAUUUAGUGGUAGUUUAAAUGACAAUAUCAGAAAUCUGAAUAGGUUAUCAUAUCUUGAUCUAAGUAACUCAAAUAUAUCUGGUGAGAUACCUAAUGGUCUAUAUUCAUUAAUUGAGUUAGAACAUAUAGAAUUAGGAGGCAACAAAUUUAAUAAUAGUUUAAAUGACAAUAUCAGAAAUCUGAAUAAAUUAUAUUAUCUUGAUCUAAGUAACUCAAAUAUAUCUGGACCAAUACCUGAUGGUCUAUAUUCAUUGACUAGGUUGAAGUAUCUGAAUCUAAAAUGGAACAAAUUUAACAAUAGUUUAAAUGAUAAGAUUAAAUCUCUGAGUGAAUUAUAUCAUCUUGAUCUAAGUAACUCAAAUAUAUCUGGACCAAUACCUAAUGGUCUAUAUUCAUUAACUAAACUACAAUAUCUGAAUCUACAAUAUAACAAGUUUAAUAAUAGUUUAAAUGACAAUAUCAGAAAUCUGAAUAUGUUAUAUCAUCUAAAUUUAAGUAACUCAAAUAUAUCUGGUGAGAUACCUGAUGGUCUAUAUUCAUUAACUAAACUACAAUAUCUGAAGCUACAAAAUAACAAAUUUAGUAGUAGUUUAAAUGAUAAUAUCAGAAAUCUGAAUAUGUUAUCAUAUCUUGACCUAAGUAACUCAAGUAUAUCUGGUGAGAUACCUGAUGGUCUAUAUUCAUUAACUAAACUACAAUAUCUGAAUCUAAAAAAUAACAAAUUUAACAAUAGUUUAAAUGAUAAUAUCAGAAAUCUGAAUAUGUUAUCAUACAUUGAUCUAAGUAACUCAAAUAUAUCUGGACCAAUACCUAAUGGUCUAUAUUCAUUAACUAAACUACAAUAUCUGAAUCUAAAAAAUAACAAAUUUAGUAGUAGUUUAAAUGAUAAUAUCAGAAAUCUGAAUAUGUUAUCAUAUCUUGAUCUAAGUAACUCAAGUAUAUCUGGACCAAUACCUGAUGGUCUAUAUUCAUUAACUAAACUACAAUAUCUGAAUCUACAAUAUAACAAGUUUAAUAAUAGUUUAAAUGAUAAUAUCAGAAAUCUGAAUAUGUUAUCAUACAUUGAUCUAAGUAACUCAAAUAUAUCUGGUGAGAUACCUGAUGGUCUAUAUUCAUUAACUAAACUACAAUAUCUGAAGCUACAAAAUAACAAAUUUAGUAGUAGUUUAAAUGAUAAUAUCAGAAAUCUGAAUAUGUUAUCAUAUCUUGAUCUAAGUAACUCAAAUAUAUCUGGUGAGAUACCUGAUAGUCUAUAUUCAUUGACUGAAUUAAAACAUCUGAAUCUACAAUAUAACAAAUUUAAUAAUAGUUUAAAUGAUAAUAUCAGAAAUCUGAAUAUGUUAUCAUAUCUUGAUCUAAGUAACUCAAAUAUAUCUGGACCAAUACCUGAUGGUCUAUAUUCAUUAACUAAACUACAAUAUCUGAAGCUACAACAUAACAAAUUUAAUAAUAGUUUAAAUGACAAUAUCAGAAAUCUGAAUAUGUUAUCAUACAUUGAUCUAAGUAACUCAAAUAUAUCUGGACCAAUACCUGAUGGUCUAUAUUCAUUAACUAAACUACAAUAUCUGAAUCUACAACAUAACAAAUUUAGUAGUAGUUUAAAUGAUAAUAUCAGAAAUCUGAAUAAGUUAUCAUAUCUUAAUUUAAAUGAAUUAAAACUGUUUGGUAAGAUACCUGAUGGUCUCUACUCGCUGACUGAAUUGCAACAUCUGUAUUUGGGAGGUAACAAAUUUAGUGGUAGUUUAAAUGAUAAUAUCAGAAAUCUGAAUAUGUUAUCAUAUCUUGAUCUAAGUAACUCAAAUAUAUCUGGUGAGAUACCUAAUGGUCUAUAUUCAUUAACUAAACUACAAUAUCUGAAGCUACAAAAUAACAAAUUUAGUGGUAGUUUAAAUGACAAUAUCAGAAAUCUGAAUAUGUUAUCAUAUCUUGACCUAAGUAACUCAAAUAUAUCUGGUGAGAUACCUGAUGGUCUAUAUUCAUUAACUAAACUACAAUAUCUGAAGCUACAAAAUAACAAAUUUAGUGGUAGUUUAAAUGACAAUAUCAGAAAUCUGAAUAUGUUAUCAUAUCUUGACCUAAGUAACUCAAAUAUAUCUGGUGAGAUACCUGAUGGUCUAUAUUCAUUAACUAAACUACAAUGUCUGAAGCUACAAAAUAACAAGUUUAAUAAUAGUUUAAAUGACAAUAUCAGAAAUCUGAAUAUGUUAUAUCAUCUUGAUCUAAGUAACUCAAGUAUAUCUGGUGAGAUACCUGAUGGUCUAUAUUCAUUAACUAAACUACAAUAUCUGAAGCUACAAAAUAACAAAUUUAGUAGUAGUUUAAAUGAUAAUAUCAGAAAUCUGAAUAUGUUAUCAUACAUUGAUCUAAGUAACUCAAAUAUAUCUGGUGAGAUACCUGAUAGUCUAUAUUCAUUAACUAAACUACAAUAUCUGAAGCUACAAUAUAACAAAUUUAGUAGUAGUUUAAAUGAUAAUAUCAGAAAUCUGAAUAUGUUAUCAUAUCUUGAUCUAAGUAACUCAAAUAUAUCUGGUGAGAUACCUGAUGGUCUAUAUUCAUUAACUAAACUACAAUAUCUGAAUCUACAAUAUAACAAGUUUAAUAAUAGUUUAAAUGACAAUAUCAGAAAUCUGAAUAUGUUAUAUCAUCUUGAUCUAAGUAACUCAAAUAUAUCUGGACCAAUACCUGAUGGUCUAUAUUCAUUAACUAAACUACAAUAUCUGAAGCUACAAAAUAACAAAUUUAGUGGUAGUUUAAAUGACAAUAUCAGAAAUCUGAAUAAGUUAUCAUAUCUUGAUCUAAGUAACUCAAAUAUAUCUGGUGAGAUACCUAAUGGUCUAUAUUCAUUAACUAAACUACAAUAUCUGAAUCUACAAAAUAACAAAUUUAGUGGUAGUUUAAAUGAUAAUAUCAGAAAUCUGAAUAUGUUGUAUCAUCUUGAUCUAAGUAACUCAAAUAUAUCUGGUGAGAUACCUGAUGGUCUGUAUUCAUUAACUGAGUUAGAACAUAUGGAAUUAGGAGGUAACAAAUUUAAUAAUAGUUUAAAUGAUAAUAUCAGAAAUCUGAAUAUGUUAUCACAUCUUAACUUAAGCAACUCAAAUAUAUCUGGACCAAUACCUAAUGGUCUAUAUUCAUUAACUAAACUACAAUAUCUAGACCUUACAGGUAACAGUAUUGAUGGUAUUUUGUCAUCUAGGAUUGGUAAUAUGAUUAUGUUAACUAGUCUAAAUCUGAGUUUUAAUCAAUUAAGUGGAAUUAUACCAAAUGAAAUCAGUAAUUUAAUCAACCUGAAAGAUUUAGAAAUGAGAGAGAAUCAAUUUGACGGUAUUAUUCCUGACCUGAGUCCUCUAAAAUAUUUGGUAACUAUGAAUAUUAGCUCAACAAAACAUACUCUGAAUGAUGAUAUAUGUAGGUUGGUGGAUAAUAUUGUAUGUGAUAAAAUAAAUAGUGUUAUGAGUGUGUGUAUAUGUAUGAAUGAUGUAUAUUGUGAAUAUAUAUAG
Molecule: messenger RNA, 4998 nt
Organism: Schistocerca gregaria
Lineage: Eukaryota; Metazoa; Arthropoda; Insecta; Orthoptera; Acrididae
Exons: 2
Coding region: 1-4998 (1665 amino acids)
Cellular component (GO): plasma membrane
Molecular function (GO): protein binding
Source: RefSeq, a predicted model, not a curated record